Molecule: messenger RNA, 11046 nt
Organism: Cololabis saira (Pacific saury)
Lineage: Eukaryota; Metazoa; Chordata; Actinopteri; Beloniformes; Belonidae
Product: BAH and coiled-coil domain-containing protein 1
Exons: 29
Coding region: 388-9102 (2904 amino acids)
Molecular function (GO): chromatin binding
Source: RefSeq, a predicted model, not a curated record
GCUGCUCGGAGAGCCGAGCCGCAAUCCAGCCAGGCCGGAAGCCCCAGUCCCACUGGCCUCUGCUUUCAUAGACUGAACCAGCAGAUUGCUGCACAGCCUCAGAUGGAAAUAUUGUAGGAUUUCAUUCUAGCCACAUGGUUAAGCUCAGAUUUUGAUUUUAAAUUGGCGUCGCACUCUCUCUUCCAGAGUUUUGUGAUUUUUAUAAUUUAUUGUUAUGCAAGGAUUUAACACACCACAAAGAUGAACGGGGGCUGCGCGUUUGGCUGGAGAAGCCUUCGAUCGCCUGAAUGCAACACAUAAAUACGAGGCAAAGGAUUAUUUUAUGGGUUGCAUCUGAUUUUCCUGACCUGCCAUAUCCGGAUUUCGGAUUACUAAACAUUCCUCGGAAUGGAAGGAAGGGAUUUCGCUGCUCCGGCGCACCUCCUCUCAGAGCGAGGCGCCCUGGUGCACCGAGCCGCCUCUCGGAUCGCUCCCUCGGGCCACAGCUCUGUGCAGCACGCCGGUCACUUCCCGCCGGGGAAAUAUUACCCCUCACACAUACCAAUGGCUCCCCACUCAGGCAGUGGAUUGAUGGGCAAUUCCUCCGCUUCCUUCAUGGGCACCUUUCUAGCCAGUAGUCUGGGUUCUCCCCCUUCCCAUCCGCCUCACCCUUCCCGGCCGCCCUCCUCGCCCUCGUCACCCUCCUUCCGAAGUGGACCCCACUCCAGCGCUUCGCAAAUCUGGUUUCCCCAUUCGCAUGAAGCAGGUCCAGGAUAUCCGCGAUUCUCAGGGAGUCUGGCCCACACCUUCCUUCCAAUGAGCCACUUGGAUCACCAUGCCAACAGUGGAGUUCUCUACGGGCAGCAUCGUUUCUAUGACACCCAAAAAGAAAACUUCUAUCUGCGGGGACUCCCGUCUCAGCCUCCUCUUAUCUCAGCUAAUCAUAGUCUGCCACCCAUGUCAAGGGCAGGUUCAGGGCACUCUCAGGGGUCCUGCAGUAGAGACAGAGAUCCAGCAAUAGGGACAGGUAUACAUAAAGGUCUUAAAGAGGGGUCUGUGGAGAGGGGAGUGGCACCUGUCAAGGACAAGGAGAGGUCCAGUAACAAACAAGAGGCGAAGGAUCGACAGCAACAACAACAGCAUCACAAUCACCCUGCACGCCAAACCACACAUCACCACAAUUCCCAUGUUCUUCAGCAGCACCCGCACUAUCCACAGCACCCGCUGCCCUUGGAGGAUGUCAACAGUCGGGCUCUAGAGAGGCACAAGGCAUCACUCGCAAUGGAGUACAGCAAAGACCACCCUCAGAGUAUGAGCAAACCCCUCAGCGCUUGCUUGCAUAAUGGCAAGAUGCAGAAUGGAGAUGCAGGAACUGGACCGAAGGUCUCCAUGCCCAGCUGUGGUGGGGAGGGCUCUGCCCUUCAGGGUAUGGGGGGUGGGAGAAGCAGCCAGGGCAGACAUAUGGGGUCUAGUGGCAAUGCUCGCUGCACCAAAGAGGGCAUAAGUGGGGAGAUGAGGAUCAGUGAGCAGCCUUCAGACUGUUUGGAAAGGGGUCAAGCACCACUUCACCACUCUCUGCCAUAUUCCGUACCCCCACCUUUACACAUGGGCUCUGCUGCUGGAGGGGCACACCCUCAUUCCCAUCCUCAUGCUCAUCCCCAUACACAUCCACACCCAGGGGGCUUCCACUGCCUUCAGCUCCACCCCAGCCAUCCACACCACCCACACCAUUCCCACCAUACACACCACCAUCCAGACUUUUUCUGUCCACCCCCACCAGCUCCUCUAGCCAACUCUGCUUCACAAGAGCGGGGGCCAGUCAAUGUAGGGCGAGAGCCUAAAGUCACGGGGCUAACAUUUGUGCCAUCUGUGGCAGACCUAGGAGACAAAUCUAAUGGGCCAUUCCAGCUUGGUAACCCUGAUUGUCAGGGUGUAAGUAGUGGAGGAGGAGGCAGCAAUGCCAAGGACAAAGCAAUAGAAAAAAAUGGUGGUGGUGGGCACCACGGCAAUUGGCACAGGAAACAGCAACAACAACAGCAACAACAACAACAGCAGCAGCAACAUCAACAACAGCAACAGCAGCAUCCAUAUAGAAAGACAGAAAAGGCUCCAGACUGGAUGCAACCCCACCAUCAACAUGUUCAACCUUCACAACUUCCUCCACCUCCUCAACAGCAACAGCAGACGCCACAUUCCCACCAAGUUGUACGAUCACGGAGUGCAGAGUGUAUCAACAGUGGUGUGGACAUGGAUGUGUUUAGAUCCUCGCUCCCCCAAGGGGCUAAAGCAGGGCACUCUGUCGCUCAUUCUGUAAACACUUCCCCUUACAGAGACUGUUCCCAUCAAGGACCCCCACCCAACUCAUCCCCACUCGGAGGUAAGAACAUGGGCCAACAUAAUGGGACUGCAACAGCCCAUUGCCCUGGAGGUAGUUGUUCUUUACAGAGAGAUGGCCAAAAGGUAGCCAGGAUUCGCCACCAGCAGCAUGGCCAGCCUGGCCCAGAUACUUCUCCAGCUGAGUUAAAUCAGAGUAAUGGACAGGAGCUUAAAAGAAAGAUGGAUAUGUCCCCUUAUGGUUAUAGCAACAACAGUGGGCAGCACCACCAGCAGCAACCCCCAGUGCCACCCUGGACUAUGAGGCCUCCCCAACACAUGUCACAACCUGAGGAGGAUCAGAGGAAGUCUUACAUGGAGAUUGGGAGCACCAGUGGGCAACACUCACAGCAAAAGCAACAACAGCCAGGAAUGAGCCUGCCUCCUCAACAACCUUCCACUGCACCACCUCUAAGUCAGCAGCAGCCGCAGCAGCAGCCUGAUCCCCAAGGUCCAACUCAGGGCGAGAGCAGUGCCAUGAAGAGCCUGCUAAAGUACAGCAACCAGCAACAACCACUGCUCCUCUCCCAAAAGAGCCCGUUUGGGGGUCUGGGAAAUCUCAAAUCAGGUCCCUCAGCGGGUAGCUGCGCCCUGCAGGGUAACAAACAGACUCUACCUUCCAGGAAGGGCCCAGCCAAUGACGGUGAACGCUCAGAAUACAAUGGGCGGACCCGGGAAAUGGGGGACUCCUGUCAAGGGGAAAGUGAAGUGCGGCAGCCACCAGUGGGAAUUGCAGUGGCAGUGGCCAGACAAAGAGAGCCUCCAUGUCGUUCUGACAGUCAUCCCAACAGCCGGCAGGGAAGGGUGCAUCCGUCUGUAAAAGGACCGCCCCGCUCCAUGUAUCCCUCAGAUCCCACUGAGGAGGAGAGGAAGAGGAUGAGUGAAGAACAAAUAGGUCUUACUUGCCUGGACAGAGACAGAGAAGCAUAUAUCAGGGAUAAUAAAGAACGAGUGGAGUUUGCAAGGAUCCACCCAUCCAACAGCUGUCAUGGUGACCUCACUUCUCAUCUCAUGGUCCCUGGUGGGACUUCUCUUCAGUCCGGCCAGUUAGGAGAUCCUGCUGCACAUUCUGCUCACCAUCAUUGGAUGCAAAGAACUGGAAGUCCAUCCCUCUGGAUGGCAGGGCACUCUUAUGCAGGUAUAGGUCAUACAGCUCUGCACCAGAAUCUGCCCCCAGGUUUCUCUGCAGCCAUGCCGGGCCCUCUGCAGCCGGUGCUUCCUCUGCCUCAGGACCCCUCUGCCCAGCUAGUGGUCUUGCCCUCUGACCCUCCAAACCAUCCUGCCUCCCAUCACCUGGAUGUGAUGGAGCAGCAAGGGCUGUGGCCCCCUGUGUACGGCGCCCGGGGCCCACCCUCCCACAUGCAACAUCCUGCUGUGUACUCCCGAUCUCAGUUUCUACGGCAACAGGAGCUUUAUGCUAUCCAGCAGCAUCAACAGCUCCAGCAUCAGAACCAGAAUCACCAGUCACAACAAUCCCAACUACAGCCUCAACCUCAACAGCAGCAGCACAGAGCUGCACAUGGCAUGCAACAUCAAGCUACUCACAAUGCACAGAUCCAAAAGAGACCAGAUGAACCCUCAGAUGAACUACAGGAGCUCAUUUCAGAACCAAGAACGACCAAACCUGCCAAGGCCUACUCUUACAACCCACCACAGAGGAACACUUCCCCCCCCGGGGCCUGUGCCACUCACAUGUCCCCUUGUUACCAAUCCCCCUCAAUCCGCCAGCAUCCCAGAAGCACUCCCUCCACCCCCUGCCCUGCUCCCAGCCCCGUGGCAGCAGCCCCUCACUCUCCGGGCAUCAGCCCUGCCCCACCUCAAAUACUCAAAGGGGCUGAUUCCCAGGACAAGCGAGGCAAGGGGCAGCCCCCACAAGAUUAUCCACAGUCUCUGGAGCCUGACUUGCCUCCUGGAUACACCUACCCAGCUAUCGCUAUGGGUUACAGACGCGGACCCUCCCCGCAGGACGUUCAGCUGGCUGAGCCAGCUGACCUGGAAGCAGUCCAAGCGGAGCCUGCUGAGCAUGCUCCACAGUCUCUUGCCAGCCUAGGGGAGGAGUUAGAGUGCCAAGUGGUGGUCAUGCCGCUCCCUGAGCCACUCCCACUCAAGGAAGUGGAGCCAGAUGAGGAAGAAAGUGUGGUGCAGAGCGUCCUGGAGCGGAGGGAAGAGGUGGAGGUCACAGCGGUGGCAGCAGCCAACUACGUUCCUGUUGAAGAGGAGGCGGAUGAACCGGCUUCAAUUGAGGAGGAUGUGCUGGUUUGCCCCCCGACUGAGACUCCAAUCUCCGAGACAGCUUCCUCUCCACUUCCUCUCACAACUGAAGAACCUGAUAGGUCAGAAGCUGUCAUUACUUUGGAGGAGGAAGAUGAUGAUGAGGCAGUGGGUGAGGAGAAUCAGGUGGAGCAUGAUCCAAAGGUCAACAUGCCUGGAGAGCAGGAGCAAGAGCUGCCUGCAAUCAUUGAGCUUGAUCCAGCUUCUCCCGCUGGCCCCGAGUCUCAGUACCCAUCCUCCGAGGGAGCGAAAGAUGCUGAGCACCAGUACAAGGAUAAGAUGACCCCGGACGAUGCCCCAGUGGAAUUUGUGUGUCUUUCCCCUGCUUCAGCUUCUGCCUGCAGCCAAAGCGAGGAAAAUGUUGUGCCCCACAAACCUCUUGUGCCCUGCUACUGGAGUUUGGAGCUACUGAUCGCUGCCGCUUUUUGCACAGAUGUACCCCCAUUUCCCUUGUUCCCAUAUAGCCCCCCAUCGGCUGUGAAUUCACAGUGCACCCCCAACCAGGGUAUGGAGCUUCUAAGUGAGCUGGCAGAUCUGGAGCUGCAGCGACAGAAGCACACCUGUGGGAAAAGCCAGGAAGAGGAGAUGCUCAUGUUUGACCUCCAAAGCCUUGCAACGUUAGCCACAGCCCGUGCCUUGGAAUUGGGAGUUCAGGAAAGCAGCAGUAUGAGUUCAGGACGACAAUUCCCAGCUCGCAGGAUCUUCAACUUACGGAGAAAAUGCAGCUGGGCACCCCGCAAUGAGCCUGCCUGCCCAGCCAAAGUUAACAUGGAAACAAUGGAUGGUCCUGAGCUUGCAAUGCGCGUGAAGUUGGCUGAGAUACAGCGUCGCUACAAAGAGAAGCAAAAGGAGCUGGCCAAACUGCAGAGAAAGCAUGAUCAUCAGAAGGAGGAAACUCCUCGCAGCCCUGCACGGCGAGGACCGGGCCGCCCGAGGAAACGGAAACCCACCCUCAUGACAGGUCCAGUGUCCUCAACAGACAGCCAAAGAAAGGCCAAGUCGAUGGGGGCGGGGCUUGGCUUGUCGCCGGAGGACCUCAGAGGGGGCGGGGACAGCCAGAAAAGGAAGAAGAGGCUGUCUAGUCGAGGCUUCGAGCGACCCAGCAGUUCACAGCAGAUAAAAGCACAGGGGGGCAGAAAAAGCAGUCUCCACAGCGUGCUAGGCUCCAAGCUGGGUAGUGAGGUAGCCCAGCUCAAACAGAAGGCCCAGGUUAAAAAGAAUCUCUCAGGAACAGACUCCAGGGACAAAGAAGUGUCACCCUGCAACUCCAACCCCAACCAUCGACACAGAAGCCAGAGUGCGACCAAAGGUGAAUCUAGACGAGAGUCUGGGGGACAAAGUGAUACAGCAGCCAGUGUGGACAGUUUUCCCCAAGAGAGCUGGACUGGACUCAUGCGUUGUGGGCGUAAAAGAGAAUCCAGCGCCCUGCUACAGGGUUCCUCCCACCUCAACCAGGCAAGGGCCAAGGUUCUUGGUGGGCAGAGGCAGAAAGCAAUGGAGGGGGAGGACAGCUCUUCUGCAGAGAGUGACUCUUCUGACCAAGAAGAUGAAGAAGAGGAGGGGAGUUAUGAGACUGAUGAAGGUCGAGAUUACAGGUCCAGAUCCCCCCGGGACAUCACGUCUUGCUCUUCCGUGACGGGCCCAAGUCCGUCAUCUGUGGUAAAGCUGGAGGCGAACCAGAAAGCCAGGAACAAAAAACGUAGACAGGAGCUUUAUGGCUCCCAGAGUCUGUCUGGGGCGGAGGGGGAAGUCAAGAUACGAAAGAAGCCCACCAGUAAGCUGGGCACUCCAGCCAAAAACCAUCAAGACCAACGUUCUGAAGGAGGCAGGAGGACAGGCAGACACAAGUCAAAGGAACCUCGCUGGGGCAGCUUUGGGGCAAGGGGAAACCGCUACAGGAGGAGCAUGGGACUGGCCACCUUCCCCACAACCAGCGAGAGGUUGAAAAGGGCAACCCGUAAAACCACCAUGUUGAGAGGAACAAUCAAUAAGAGGAGAAGCUGCUGGUCAGUUGGAGCUCCAUCUUUGCAGGGCGAAGAAGGAAUCAGGGGACGGCGAAUCAAGGACCAACAGACAAAGGGACGGGCAGUGAGUCGUCUGCUGGAGAGCUUUGCAGCUGACGAGGGCUUUCAGAUGGAUGGCAGCAGCUUCUCCGAAGAAGAUGACAACAGCCACUCACACAACAACAAAAGCCCUGAAGUUCCUAACUGUGUCCUGACAAAAGAACUCUUAACUGAUGGGCUGAAGGUGCUGAUUUCUAAGGAGGAUGAGCUUCUAUACGCUGCCAGGGUCCACACUUUGGAGAUCCCAGACAUUUUUCGAGUUUUUAUUGAUGGUGAAAGAGGAAACCGACCGAGAAUCUAUUCAUUGGAGCAACUGCUGAAGGAAGCUGUCCUCGAUAUACGUCCAGAGUCUGAGGUACUGCUCGGUGAAGGAACCAGGGUGUGUGCUUAUUGGAGCGAACGCUCACGGUGCUUAUACCCAGGUUACGUUCACAGAGGUGGUUCAUGUGAUGAGGGGAAGCGGGGAGGGGUGAUGGUGGAGUUUGAUGAUGGAGACCGUGGAAAGAUUUCUCUCCCAAACAUCCGGCUUCUGCCUCCGGGAUACCAGAUUCACUGUGGGGAGUCAUCUCCAGCCCUGCUGGUACCCAGUGGAAACACAACCAAGAGAAGUUCCAGUCUAGAGCAAGCCCCCAUCAGUGACAGACUCUCGGACAGACUCAGUUCAACCAAUAAUAUAACCAACACUCAAAGUCUAACCGUUAUUAAAAGAAAACCAGGGAGACCAAAGGGCUCUGGAAAAAAACAAAAACAGCAGCAGGCAGAAAAUGCUAAUAAAAAUCCUUCGCCUUUCCUGGGUUGGAGUUCACUGUCUAACACCAGGAAGAGAACUUCUGAAAAUCUUUUUCAGUUCAACGGGGCACCCAGGAAAGCCCUGAAAGGGAAGGAGGAUGCACUGUUCUCUUUGCCUCAGACCCAACCGUUGGCCUCCCUCCCAGCCAAAGGCCUUUUCAGCAGUAGCUCCUUUGAGGUGGAUUCCUUCAGAAGCAUUGCAAAUGGCUACUCCUCCUUCUGCACUCAGUCUACUAUUCAGUCUACAGGAAAAGGUCCGGGAUUAUCUCUGGGCAACAAAAGUGACUUGUACUGUGAAAAGCGUGGACAAGAUGAACUGAUGACACCAAGGGUUAGAAAGUCUGGACAAGAGUUCCUAGUCAAAUUAGACCAUGAAGGAGUGACUUCUCCUAAGACAAAGAAUAGUAAAGCUCUGAUGUGCCGAAGUGGAUCAUCCAGUGUGAGUGUUAUGUCCAGAACGGAGGCAUACUCUCAUCCAGUCCUGCUGGUAAAAGACAACAAAAAGGGUGGUGCCUCAAAGGUGGAACUUCUCCUGAAAGGAGCAACACCACAAAGAAAGCCCUCCUCCUCUCUCCGUCUGGAGGAAUACGGCGACUUGGGUUUCAGCUCACACCGAGAGUGUCACAGUUCCUACUCAGAUCUUGAUGAGGAAGAGGAAGAGGAAGUGAGAAGGAGGGCAGCACUAGUUGCAGCCACUGGAGGACUCAGGACCGCCAGUCGGUUUCUUUCUCGCCUUUCUGUUUCUUCUUCUUCCUCUGGCUCUUCGAGUUCCUCCUCUUCAGGAUCUCUGUCAAGUUCCAGCCUAUGUUCAUCUGACAAUGAUUCAUCUUACAGCUCUGAGGACGAGGACAGUUCAGCACUGAUGCUGCAGAGUUGCCUGUCCUCCCACCGAGGGCUCCUGCAACCAUCAGAUCCCUCAACGUCUUCAAGGCCCCGACAGCACUCCUUUGUUGCCAAAGCUGUUGCUGUUUCGAAUUCCAAAGGAGGCCCUCCUGUACACGUCUCGAACAGCAAGUCCUUGAAGAGGAAAGAAUGCACAAGUUCUGCCUCUAAGCCAAUUAAGGAAUUUGUAAAGAAACCUAGGUUGCUUUCAGAUGACACAUCAUUUAUUCCAAGGCCCAAGAUGUCUGCAUUCCUGUCAGGCCGACAAAUGUGGCGGUGGUCUGGUAAUCCUACACAGAGGCGAGGGCUAAAGGGCAAGGCCCGGAAGCUUUUCUACAAGGCAAUCGUGCGAGGCAGAGACACUGUGAGAGUUGGGGAUUGUGCUGUAUUCCUCUCAGCCGGACGCCCUAACCUCCCAUAUGUGGGUCAAAUUGAGAACCUUUGGGAAUCCUGGACUUCCAGAAUGGUAGUCAAAGUCAAAUGGUUCUACCAUCCUGAGGAGACCAAGCUAGGCAAGAGGCAUCGAGAUGGCAAGCACGCCCUUUACCAGUCGUGUCACGAGGAUGAGAACGAUGUCCAGACAAUCUCUCAUAAGUGCCGGGUGGUAAGCAGGGAGGAGUAUGAGUGCAUGACUCAUAAUCAGAAGCCAAACAGUACCUCCCCUGAUCUCUACUACUUGGCUGGGACGUAUGACCCUACCACUGGUCAGUUGGUCACUGUUGAAGGGGUUUCCAUCAUGUGCUGAACCUCCAUAAGGACACUACUGAAGGACUUCACCCGAAGAAGGUUCAUGAUUUCACCCGUGAGACCUUCUGCCUUGCAAAAAGACAAAUAUUCCAUGUGUAAGCCUCAAGGAACCAUGGACUAAAUGUCAAAGCAGGGCUGUCUGAGAUUACACACUGUAUGUUGGAGUCUGCAUGAGUAUACUGGCAUCAGUGACGCAGAUUUCCACACCCUUGUUGAUCCUUUCCUGAAGGAUAACAGAAAGUUUGGGUCUUCCUGGGCAAAAUGAAAAUGUAUAAUUAAUCUCUUCUUCAAAUUUCCUUUGUGAUUGACAGCUUCACAGCUGGCUGUAAGAAUCACACUUCCAGCUCCUAUCAGAUGUCACAGAGGGGAAGCUGAGAUUGCAUUAGCUCAUGCAAAUUAACAUGACGCUCAAUAGUCGCCGUGGACCAAUCCUUUAAAAACAUAGGCUCAGUUGAGGAAAUGGAAAUGGAGCUCUUUGUAUGUCUUUUCAUUCCAGGGAAGUUGAAAAUAUGUAACGCGUGUGAAGUUAAAGUUGUCUGUGAAUAUUUUGAAUUUUUUCCAAUUAAGCCAUACACUUCAGUACCUCUCACCUGUCUUAACUAUUCAGGUGUACAUUGUACAGUUCAAUUAUUGUAUUGUUGUCUGUUGUCUAUAUGUACAUAAAAGCUAUUUUAUAUAGGAAUUUAUUGUAAAUAUGAGAUGUAUCUUUCCAUGUUUGCAAUUGAUUUAUUUUUAUAUGGGUGUAGACUACAUACAUUUUUUUUUUUCCUUUGCUUUGGAAAGUCAAGAUUGGAGAGGUUAGUGUUGCACUGCUUAUGCCCUGCUGAGACAGACCGAGACAGACAGCGCACAGACGGAUUUACAAAGACAGAUGGAUUUAGUCUGUAACAGGACAAGACUCCCUUUCUGAGAGAGAAAGUCCAUCCUGUUUGAAAAAAAAAAAAUAGGUCAAGUGGCUUUUUGUAAAAGUGUUCUGUUGCUUCACAUUUGUGUUAGCCUAUUUAAGAGGAAAAAAAAUAACUUUUUUUAAAAUUUAUGUAUCACUCAUCAUCAUCAUCAUUAUUGUCACUGCGAGGCAGAUCCCAUUGGACUGCAGUCACGGGUCAAACUUGAGCGUACCAUUGUGACAUAAUAUUUGUGUGUGGUGGGUGUCCUAAAAUCACUAUAAUCAUGUCCACGCGAAUAAAUUUAGGACAAGACCGGGUCUUUUAAUGAAAAUGUAUUGUGCAUUGCACUCUUCGGUGCAUAGUUUAGCACAUUAUGGCCUACAAAAUACCAAAGUGUCUUUCUUAUCUUUUUUUUUUUCUUUAUUUAAAAAUUCUUAAGCACCUGUACUGAACUCAAAUCAGAAAUCACUGGUAACUUAUAGGAUACUUGUCCUCUACUAUGUGCAUAUACAGUAUAUUGGCUGUGCAUUGUGACAAUGGUUUCUUGCACAUGUACCUGCAGAUUUAUUUCGUAUAACAAUAUGCACCAAAAUGCCACCUGGGGAUGGGAGUAUGAAGGUCAAGGUACUGGCAAAAUAAGAUGUUGAGUACUGCCAACUUGUUGAAAUUAAAUGUUUUAGUUUCAUUAGCCAUCUGUGUCUAUUAUUGUACAGUAAACACAUACUCGACGCUAGCUGUGGCUAACUGUGAAGGACAAUCAGAUUCACAAAGCAAUGGACAGAGUAGGUUCACUCAAUCUAAAAUUUAUUUAAUUUGUGCCAAGUACUUAUUUUUUUCUAUUUUAGUUUUGUUUAACAUGCAAUCCUGAGUAUUUUUGUUCAUAAAGUUUUAUUUUGUUUGCCAACAUUUUUAUUUAUUGUCAACGUUGCUGUUUGUUCAUGCCAAGGGCGCUUUAUGAAAAAUGUGACAGUUUUUCUUGGUGUGAUGUCGCAUUUGCAUUUCUUAAAUAAAGCUGGUCUUGUAGAGGCCAUCUAGUGAAGAGAAAUAAAACAACA